CACUAAUGUUUCAUAAUCUCUCUCAGCCAUCCUAGCCUCCCCCAGCCACCACAGCCACCAUAGCCUCCCCCAGCCUCCCCCAGCCACCAUAGCCUCCCCCAGCCACCCUCAGCCGAUUUUAGCUCCUCGUAGAUCCGACUCGUCAGUCCUAGGUGAACUGUGAGCCUGGCUGGAACCUCCUGCAUAGCCUGCGUUGGUAGGAGUCGCAACACCCAACCUGCCGUACACCUCCGCCUCUUACACCCACACUAUGCACUGGCGCCUGAAGAUAUACCCAUACCUGUCUCUUGUACUGCUGAGUGUAUUGUGGUUUAAUCCAGGGAAAAUUCCUCACAACCACAGUCUACCUUCCUUGGCAAAAGACAGCGUGUGGUACCCAGGGCGUGAUAUUCCACCACCUACCCUGUCUGAAGGAGGCGACGGUGGGGUGGGGUGGGAGGCUCGGCAGAAGGAUGGAGGCCUCGUCAGUAAAGAAGGUGUAAUAUUAUGGGAGAAGCAGCAGGAGAGGAGGCAGAAGGCGCUAAUGGAGGGCUGUAGGGGUACUAAUCCAAUCUCUGAACUCCGUCGGGUCCUCAUCAGUCAACCGAGGUUACAGAGGCUCCUGACCGACGACCGCCAUCGAACUAUGUAUUGUUUCAUCCCCAAGGUGGCUUGUACUAACUGGAAGCUCCUGUGGGCGAGGCUGACGGGGCGCUACAACACCCUGACCCAGGAAGAGAAGACCAGCGGUGAUAUUCAUGUUAUACUGGAUAAAGAUAUUCAACAGGAGAACCGUAAGUUAUCAGUCCUGAGAGGCAAGUUGGCUGUCUACACUAAGUUCCUGAUUGUGCGUCAUCCCUACGAGCGACUCCUCUCAGCUUAUAAAGACAAAGUAGCUGGCAUCUCAGAGACCAAUUUCCAACGUAAAGUUCUCAAUCAUGUGCAGACCAUCAGACCCAACGCCACUCAGACAGAUAUUAAGUGGACGGAGUUUAUCUCGUACAUAAUCGACGGCGGUUAUAAGGAGGAUGAACACUGGUCGACGUACAAGAAGCUGUGUCAUGUUUGUACCGUCCAUUAUAACUACAUCGCUAAAUAUGAAACUCUGACAGAGGAUUCGGAAGAAAUAUUACGGAGAAUUGGGGCGCCUGACGAUCUUCAUUUCCCCGUGUUCGAGCCGUCUAACACAGCCACAGUUCUGCAAACAUACAUGAGGAACCUGACUAAGGAACAGGUGGUGGGAUUGUACCGUGUGUAUAAAGACGACUUUGACCUCUUCCAAUAUUCACCUGACUUAUACUAAAUACAUAACAUAACCUUGUCUAACCUAACCUAGGACUGUAUAACCUAGCCUAGCCUAACUCACCUAACCUGCUCUGACAAACUAAAUACAUUAUCACAAAUAUAUGUAAUCGCUCUUGUAUAUUAGGUAAUGGUAUGUCUUAUGUUUUAAUGUUGAUAUUUAGUGUCUUUAUUAAUCUAGAAUAUGCACUGAAUGAGAAAAAAAUUAUAUUUCCACAGCGUUCUUGUAGCGUCUACUGGUGACCAAUGAAAAGCUAAAGAAGACACAGUUAUAAUGGGAGUGAGUUUUAUAUAUACAGUAUGUCCUAUAAGUAUGAAAAUCAGUAUCGUAUCCAUUUUCACCUAUAAUACUGACCAUAAUAUUGCUCAUAAUCUCUAAAUCCCUUAGUAAUCCUUAAAUCCGAAGAAAAAAUCCUACGAGAUGAUAGUAUUUAUCAACAAACCACACACUCACAUAGUAUUUAUCAACAAACCACACACUCACUUCCUGUACAGUAAAUAGUGUGAGAUUUUUUUAACACGGGAUGACGAAUCUCGUCUUUUAGAAACGCCUGUCGGAUUUUUAAAGUGGGAGACGUUUUUAAGGACGAAAAUGGAUCAGGUAAUUCACACGACAACAACCCGACUGUUGAAAAUGGUUAAAAACAACUAGUAAUGGUAGUGGUUAUGGUAGUGGUUAUGGUAGUAAUAUUUGUAGAUGAUAGUACUGUUAAAGAUCGUGGCUGUAAUGGUAGAUGUUAUGGUAUAGCAAUGUUUAUGGCUAUGGUAACACUCAAGAGAUUAUGUUUGCAAUGAUAUGGUAACAGGUGAGUGGCCUAAGUAUAGCAGGAACUAUGGUACCAACACAAUGGCGAUGAAAUAAGAAAGCUUUUAUGAUGGUAGAGAUAGAAACCCAUAGGAAUGGAAAGCACACACACACACACACACAGAUAAUGGUAUAGCCAUGGGAGGGAUGUGGUGCCAACAGAAUGAUAUACGGUAAAAUGGUAGAUGGCGUGGCAGAAAUGAUGGUGGCAUAGCCAGGGUUAUUGUCCGUUACGGUAGUAGAGCAGGUACUUUUACUUUACCUUCAUCCUCUUCACGGCUGAUCCGCUCUUUCGCCGCUUGGGAAUAACGGUUGUGGGCGAUAACGGAAGUAAAGCACUGAUUGAACACAAACAGGUAACGAAACGACUCGGUAAAUGUCAGUCUUCUCACACCUCAGUUAUUGCGGAGUGUUAAAAAAAUGACAGGUAGAGAGAUUCGGUGUAAGAAUGCCAUUUAUCACUUUGAACAGCAAUUCUAUGAUAACAGCUGAAGUGUGUUUUUUUUUUUACUUAUAAUCUAUUGUUGUUGUUUAAAUGUAUUACUGCGCUUCAACAACAAAGAUUUACUUACACUAGACAAAAAGUAUCAAAUACUAAAAUCUCGUAUUCUAAGCAAGUCCAUACACUGUGGGUGGGCGUGAUCCAGGUAUAUGCUGAUAACCACAAGAUGUGAA
Molecule: messenger RNA, 2761 nt
Organism: Homarus americanus (American lobster)
Lineage: Eukaryota; Metazoa; Arthropoda; Malacostraca; Decapoda; Nephropidae
Product: carbohydrate sulfotransferase 11-like
Exons: 6
Coding region: 251-1282 (343 amino acids)
Biological process (GO): carbohydrate biosynthetic process
Cellular component (GO): membrane
Molecular function (GO): sulfotransferase activity
Source: RefSeq, a predicted model, not a curated record